AUGGCUAUUAUGUUCUUUGACUGCUGGGAUAGUGGUUUACUACAGCAAUUUUGCCCACGCGUCUCCGCCAACCUGCACCACUGGAUUGACCUCAUCUUCGGCUACAAGCAGCGCGGCACGCCCGCAGUACAGGCCGCCAAUGUCUUCCAUCAUCUCUUCUACGAAGGCAAUGUCGACAUCUACGCCAUUGAUGAUCCCGUCAAGAGACGUGCUGUGGUGGGCUUCAUCAACAACUUCGGUCAGAUUCCACGACAGAUAUUUCGGAAGCCGCACCCUGCCAAGAAGGUACCCGAUGUCUCUCUGCCCAACUCACAGGUCGCCUACAGCGAUCUAAAAUACCUGGCUGGCAAUUCGAUCUCGGGUCUUUUCUUCCACAAUCUGGGAACCCUGAAGCCCUGCAUGAGCACUAUCAAAGAGCUGCGACACGCGGUCGGGCAAAUCCUCCAGUUGGAUCCAGGUCACGUGAAGGGAUCAGGGGGCGGUUCCGGCCAGCAGAACCCCGGUCAUACAGGCCUCAGUCUGGCCGGCUCCAUCCUGCCUGGCGGAAUUUUCAGUUCCUCUGCCGCCAACGGCUCAUCCGCCUCCACAGGCGCCAGC
Messenger RNA from Dibothriocephalus latus, 597 nucleotides. The record is from the annotation of a GenBank genome assembly. NCBI's taxonomy places the organism in Eukaryota, Metazoa, Platyhelminthes, Cestoda, Diphyllobothriidea, Diphyllobothriidae.